GGGCCGAGGAUCAUAUACAAUCGUUCUCUUUCGAUCCUGCAUCCUCGCUUUUGUAUUUUUGUAUUGAUAGAAAUCUCUCUCGCUCACAUAUGGAUAGCGUCGAACGCAAUCCCCACGAAUGCGAUCCAACAAGCAACUCCAUUGCAUAGCUCUUCCGCAUGUUUCUGGCGCCUUGAAGUCUGUAAAUGUAAUUGGUUUCAUUCAAAGCAAAACCAAAACCUGUUGCCAAUAGUAGCCAACUUGGCCUUGCAAUUUCUGGAAUAGAAGAAGAUUUUUUAUUUUUCAAAUAGCAAGACCAAUCUGAGAUAUAAGAUUUGGAAGAAUAUGUUAUGAUGCAGGUUUCUGAGGACACAGCUAUGAUGAUUGAGUCUUAUCGCAACCAGGCCGAGGUUCUGGUCAGGAACUACUUACUAGCAGAUCCUUUCAUCCCAUACACUUCCAUCAUUAGCGGCAUUUUCAUGUGCAAAAUGGUAUAUGAUCUCACUCAAUUGAUCAGUUCUUUUUACUUCAAGGGCUAUCAUGGGCUCACCAAAAUCCAACGCAUUGAGUGGAACAAUCGGGGUAUUUCUACUGUUCAUGCCAUUUUUAUCACAGUUAUGUCUAUGUACUUAGUUUUCUUCUCCAAUCUCUACUCCGAUGAUCGACUUGCUGGCCUCAUUGUGUUCCGAAGUUCGCAACUCUCUUCCUUUGCAUUGGGGGUUUCCGUGGGGUACUUCAUUGCAGACAUUGGAAUGAUAUUUUGGCUCUAUCCUUCUCUAGGCGGAAUGGAGUAUGUGCUCCAUCAUUUGCUUUCUUUAGUUGCGAUAGCAUAUUCCAUGUUGUCUGAGGAAGGGCAGCUUUAUACAUACAUGGUUCUCAUCUCUGAGUCAACUACUCCAGGAGUCAAUUUGAGAUGGUAUCUUGACACAGCUGGAAUGAAAAGAUCCAACGCAUAUUUUGUAAAUGGAGUCAUGAUGUUCUUUGCCUGGUUGGUAGCGAGAGUUCUCUUGUUCGUUUACCUGUUUUAUCAUAUCUAUUUGCAUUACAAUCAGGUGGAGCAGAUGCAUGCCUUUGGUUUUCUGUUGGUAUUCGUGGUCCCUGCCCUGCUGUCGAUCAUGAAUCUGAUGUGGUUUGGGAAGAUCAUCAAGGGUCUGAAGAAAGCAUUAGCAAAGAGGCAAUGAAGUAUGUAUUCAUAUGCAAUCUCUUCUUCUUCUCCCUCCCUCCCUCUCUCCCCCCUCCCCCCCUCUUUGGGUUUUUCCACUUGCAUUCUUCUCACAUCUUCCUCUGUAUAAAAAAAUCAUAUCACACCUUGUAAUGGAGCGGAAAUGCGAAUGAAAGAUGGAGAGGGAAAAACACAAAAAGAAGCUGACGCAUGGUUAUGAUGUCAA
This is a messenger RNA of Magnolia sinica, 1367 nucleotides long. RefSeq lists its product as uncharacterized. The record is from RefSeq and is a predicted model, not a curated record. Gene Ontology annotation, cellular component: membrane; endoplasmic reticulum. Bases 330 to 1160 code for a protein of 276 amino acids. The transcript has 10 exons. Gene Ontology annotation, biological process: lipid homeostasis. Lineage: Eukaryota; Viridiplantae; Streptophyta; Magnoliopsida; Magnoliales; Magnoliaceae.